Molecule: messenger RNA, 3992 nt
Organism: Physella acuta
Lineage: Eukaryota; Metazoa; Mollusca; Gastropoda; Physidae
Product: plasmolipin
Cellular component (GO): membrane
Source: RefSeq, a predicted model, not a curated record
UUAAAACUGCUUAUUGUUGUGUUUCAAGAUUGAAUAGUGUUGUUGACGGUUUACGCCCAUAAAUCAGUGACUGUUCGCCCAUACUUUUGAUAAGUAUCCAAAAUGGAACAAACAACUUAUGAGCAGACAACUGAGAAAAGGACAGGUGAUUCGGCGAUACGACCGCACCCUGAGUAUGUUAGAACAGUGCCAGGUAUUCUAAAGAUAGCUGAGAUAGUUGUGAAUAUUCUCGUGCUGAUUUGUGCGUCAAUUGAUUACUGGUCACCAGCAGGUGGUGGCUGGGUGCAGUUUGUAGCAGUCACAGCCCUCAUUACUACAUUGAUCAACUUUCUUAUGCAUUUCUUUGAUGUGUAUAGCAAAUUUAGCUUCCAGUUCAAUUUUGUGCUGUUCAUCUACUACUGUGUAAUCGUGGUCUUGUAUUUAAUUGCUGCCAUCGUUUGCGCAGUCAGGGCACCCUAUUGGCCAGCAGUUGGAGCUGCUGCUUUUUUUGCCUUUGUGGCUGUAAUCCUGUAUGCUGUUGACACCUACCUGAUGUACAGAAUGUGGCAAGGGGGUGUCCAUCACACAACUGCCGCUACCGCCACCACAACUACCACCACUACUUCAUACGAGACCAGAACGCAGUACUAACAACUGGACUACUGAGAGUGUGAACUUUGACAUUGGUGGAUGUGCUCUGUAGGUUUUCUAAAAAUAUUUCUCAUCCUAACACAUCAUCUACAUCUUUCUAUUGUAUAACAUAACUUCACAGAGCUUUUUAAAUAUAAUUAAACAUUAUUUAAAAAAAAAACAUAUUUACACUUAAUUGUAAUAAAAAAUAUUUCCUAAGCUUUCAAAACUAAGCUAUUUUUGCUAAAUUUAUGUUAUUAUAAUUUUAAAGCUAUAUUAUUUGUGGGAAGGUCUACCUAGUGCUGCCUUGAUCUGAAGGGUCUUUUUAUUUUAAUAUUAACUUUUAUAUUAGCCGCUGUAAAAAAAGAAAAGCAAUGGAUUAACCAAAUUUGUAGAUUAGUAUUGUGUAUAUAUGGUAUGUGGGCAGCAUGGAGACUUUUGUGGCUCAUUGUUAAAUAUUGUAUGUUCAGCAACUGUGUUCAUUGUUAGUUUUUGAAGUAUGCACCACUUUAAGAAAAUAACUAGGAGAGUGGAAAGAAGAAAGCUUGCUUCUAUUUCUAUAUUAUUAGGCAAUAUAAACCUUAUUUCUAAUAGUAAUAUUAGCGAUGUGUGGGAGAAUUCUAUGAGAAAAUUCAUCUUAGCAGUGUUGUGUUAAAGUUGUGAGAUGUACACUGUUUUCAUGCUGUUAGCAUCUAGUUUUAUUCUUUGAAGUGGUUACUCUGACCUUUUUUUUUUUUGUUUUGCUUCUUUUUCUCUCUAAAACAUUCUCAUUUUACAUAUUUAAAUAAUAAUUUUAUUUUUAUUUAAAUGAAUCUCAUCAAAACACACUUAUAAAUCAAAUAAAUUUGUAGACUGCUAAACAGCUUGUGUCCAGAUAACGAAUCCAUCAAUAUUUAAGAUUAAUUUUCAAUGCUCUGUACCAUGUCUAUACCAUGUUUUUUUUUUUUUUUACCUCACUCAUACUUUCAAUUUCAUUUCCAUCUUGUUCCAUUAUAAUUAAAACUUUACACAAUAUCCAAAUAUAAAUAGCUUACCAUGAAAUACUAGUCAUACAAAGUUUGAAUGAACCAUGGUGCUUUUGUGUGUGAACAUAUUUUAAAUUAUAUAUAUUUAACCUUAUUUUUCUCUCCACGGUGUUGAAUAACCAUCAUGUAUUACUCAUUCUCAAGCUGUGUUCCAAUAUAAUUUAACUAAAUAAGAAUGCACCUGAAUAAAGUCCCUAUAUAACUGCUGUAUUGGUGUGAGAAGUUAACAUAGAAUUUAUAUCUUUGCAUGGUUAUGCUGAGAGUAUAUCGAACUAGUAAUUUGUAAUCAACAUUUUUACUUUCAAUUUUGUUUGUAUUAUAUUAUAAUUUUAUAAGUAACAUCUUAUUUGAACAAAUUCACUCUUUUUUUUGUGUCAUUCAUAAGAUUAGAUUUACAUUGGUUUAGUGUAAGCCUUUCUUGUUUGAUUGCUGGCAAGUUUUUAAUUUCUUGUAUUGUGUAUCAAUGUUAAUUCAAAAUCUGAUUGUGAUAAUCACCUUAGGUUUGUAUUUCCUACAUAUCAUUUCAUUUAGAAACUUUGUUUUGCUUAUUUUAGCUUCAUUGUUUUCCAUUUUUGUUGAAGGACAGAAUUUUCUUACAUUACCUCAGAUUAAUCCCAGUAAUAUAACAAAUUUAUUUUUCUAAGAUCCAAAUUAUUGCUAUCUGUUCUGAACAAGUAUUUUUUUUAAAUAUGUUUUUUUUUUCAAAUAAAUGCCAGUACACUAUAUUUAAAUAACAAUACCUUGUUGACAUUUUUGAUGGAAAGGAUUGUCUUUUAUAGUGAUUCUAGAUCUAGAUUAAAAAUAAUAAACUAAUUGCUCUCUGGAUUCUCUCAUGUUCUUUUGUGUUUUAUAUAGUCAGGUUAUUGGAAUGUUUUUCCUCAAGUUAUUGUGUUAUUAUUGUUUAUUUGAAAUCCUGUACAGACUCACAGAUAAAACAGAGACUGAAAUUUUACCUGGUACAUGUUUAGAGAAAUAUAAGAACCGUAAAAAAAAAUUUGGAUUUAUCUGCAUGCAAAAUCGUUUAGCAAAUCUCUUUGUUUAAAACUUGGAUUGUUUUGCUGUUGUUAGCAUGGAUACUGUUAGUUAGGACUGUAGGCUGUAGAAUUAUUGAAUGUGUUAGCUGUGUUUUUCUGCUGACUGCAAAAGUAGACAAUAUUCACUAGUGACGACUUCAUUGACCUGUUACACACUCACCUAACCUAAACACACCUUUGAUAUCAGUGUGUAAUGUAGGUAGAUUUGGUUCAGAAUUGAAAUUCUAUGAAAGUAGUUGCUUUUUUUUGUUAGCUUCAUAAGAAGUUCAUGAAUAAGCAUUUUCUAAGAUUAAUGAAAACUCAAUUGUUAACAAUACAACAUUUUGUUUGCAGGAUGAGUGCUGAAUUAUUAGCAGAAUAGCAUUUUGUGUUUUUCCCCUCGUAUUACUACACUAAGUAAAUGUUUCUAGAACCACUGGUGAAGUUAGUUGCUUAACUUGGUCAUACCAGACUUAAUGUAUUAUUCUAUUACUUUUCACUAUAAACCUACAUAAAGGAUAAAUAAUUGUUUUUUUUUUCAAAUCACUUACUACAAACAGCCUGAUGCUUAACUUAAACUUAAAAGAUUUCUCUGUCAUUCCUCAUGCCACUUUAUCACAUCUUUACACCGUAUAUUUUUUUAUACUGCAAUAGUCCUAUAUAUUAAUUGAAUUUUUUAUUUUGUAGCUGUGAUUUAUUUAAAUUUGUAUCACUCUAUAAAUGCGUGGGUUUGAUCUAAGGAAAUUUUUGUUUGUUUGCCAAUUCUCCCAUCUUGAAUCAGUCAUCAGCUACAGUGCCAGAUUAACCAAUAGACAAAGUACAGACUGUCUGUGAUGGUCCUUUUAAAGUGGCGUCCAGCAAUUUGUUAUUAUAUUGCAACAACAUAAUUAGUUUUGGUUAAAAAGAUUAUUUCUGAAGAUUGUGACUUCCUUUUAUAGAUAAUUUAGAAGUAAAUUAAAAAUACUUUUUUGUAACCUGUUCAAAUCAAAUUAUUUUUAAACCUGUAAAAACAUGGUUUUGAUUAGGAUGGACUAUGAGUUAAAAUAUAGUUUACCAUUUAGUUUUAUAUCUAAGUUUUUAACAAUUAGGUAACUGUAAUAUUCGUUUAUAAAUGUAUAAUACCUUAGACACUUUUUGUUGCUAAUGGAACUAGAAGUAACAUAAAUGUGCCUGAUAAUUAAGAAACAUAUUUUUGAUAAGUGUAUUAUUUAUUAAUAUACAAUAUAAUCCUUGUCAGUAGUUAAUCUUCCCUUAGCUGAGACUGUUUUAGUCAUAUAUGCUUAUGAUUUUAUCUGUGAGCUAUUUAGAAUUUUUUUUUAAUUGUAUAAUAAAGGCUUUGGUGUAA